Messenger RNA from Astyanax mexicanus (Mexican tetra), 615 nucleotides. RefSeq lists its product as uncharacterized. Gene Ontology annotation, cellular component: cytoplasm. NCBI's taxonomy places the organism in Eukaryota, Metazoa, Chordata, Actinopteri, Characiformes, Acestrorhamphidae. Bases 178 to 615 code for a protein of 145 amino acids. Gene Ontology annotation, molecular function: ubiquitin protein ligase activity; protein-folding chaperone binding. The record is from RefSeq and is a predicted model, not a curated record. The transcript is spliced from 4 exons. Gene Ontology annotation, biological process: positive regulation of proteolysis; cellular response to misfolded protein; protein polyubiquitination.
GCUGUGUAAUGUCCUGAACCAGUUCUACAAUUAUUUAAUAUUUCUCUAUAUAGAGCUCCUAGUUCCUUGUUCUUGUGAAAAUCCUUAAUUGUGCUGAAGAUUUAUCACUGCAACGUGAACAGUGUGGGAAGAAUCUGCCACAACAUAUUUGAUCGUAAUUACUCCGCCCAGAUCACCAUGCGGGAGAUUCUGGAUGCUGUUUACGGACUCCUGAUCGCUCCUGAGCCUAAUGAUCCUUUAGACAGUGUUCUUGCAGAAGAAUACAGGUCCAGCAAGGACAAGUAUGAUGAACAAGCUCGAAAAAACACUGAAAGCAAUGCAAAUCAGUCGAUGGAUGAAGCAGAAAAGAAAUACAUUCCUGAAAUAGCAGAGGUUGUGAUACCUCCUCAUCUGAAAUGCCACUUGACAAACAAACUGUUUGUGGAUCCAGUGAAAACUAAAUAUGGCUUUACAUACGAGCGCAAAGCCAUAGAAAAGUAUCUGACAAGGUUCAGAUGGGAUCCACUGGAUACAGCAAAAAGACCUCUGAGAAGAACAGACUUAACAAAAGACAAACAUAUCAAAAAGUCGGUCCAGGACUAUAGAAAGGAACAGAUUAAGGAAAGUGAAGAUUAG